Molecule: messenger RNA, 8655 nt
Organism: Tupaia belangeri chinensis (Chinese tree shrew)
Lineage: Eukaryota; Metazoa; Chordata; Mammalia; Scandentia; Tupaiidae
Gene: USF3
Product: upstream transcription factor family member 3
Biological process (GO): negative regulation of epithelial to mesenchymal transition; positive regulation of transcription by RNA polymerase II
Molecular function (GO): RNA polymerase II transcription regulatory region sequence-specific DNA binding; protein dimerization activity; DNA-binding transcription activator activity, RNA polymerase II-specific
Source: RefSeq, a predicted model, not a curated record
CCUUUUGUAGGUUCCUAUUAUUGAAACCAUGCCAGAAAUGACAGAGAAUGAGACUCCUACAAAAAAGCAGCACAGAAAGAAAAACCGGGAGACGCACAAUGCAGUGGAGAGACAUAGAAAAAAGAAAAUCAAUGCUGGGAUAAACCGGAUAGGAGAGCUCAUCCCAUGCUCCCCUGCCCUGAAGCAGAGCAAGAAUAUGAUCCUGGACCAAGCCUUUAAGUAUAUAACAGAACUGAAAAGACAAAAUGAUGAACUCCUGCUCAAUGGAGGAAACAAUGAACAAGCUGAGGAAAUUAAAAAGCUGCGGAAGCAACUGGAAGAAAUUCAAAAAGAAAAUGGCCGAUACAUUGAAUUACUGAAAGCAAAUGACAUAUGCUUAUAUGAUGACCCCACCAUCCACUGGAAAGGAAAUCUUAAAAAUUCAAAGGUCUCUGUUGUUAUUCCUACUGACCAUGUCCAAAAAAAUAUCAUCGUUUAUUCCAAUGGGAGUCAGCCUGGUGGAAACAGCCAGGGAACAGCUGUUCAGGGGAUAACCUUCAAUGUUGGUCAUAAUUUACAAAAGCAAACUGCCAAUGUGGUGCCAGUGCAGAGGACUUGCAAUCUUGUGACUCCUGUGUCUAUUUCUGGAGUGUACCCUUCUGAAAACAAGCCAUGGCAUCAGACCACAGUUUCAGCAUUGGCUGCCAACCAGCCUGUUCCUCUCUGUCUUCCCGCUGCCAUUUCUGCUCAGAAUCUUCUCGAGCUUUCCACCUCUGAAAGCGAAUCGAGUGUGCUUGCUGCCACUAGUGGCUCACUGAUUGCUGUUCCAGUUGGGUCUGAACCUCACCAACAGCAUUCCUUACACACAUGUCCAAAUGUUCCAAAUUCUUCUGAAAAUAGGAAUGGGCAAGAGAGCCCCAAAUUAUUGAAGAAAACAGCCCUCUGUGCCACAAGCAUCCCCCCGAGCUCCUCAGCAUCUGCCACUAAGGUGCAGCAUGGAAACAAGUCCGGCUUGAGCAUACAGGAUUUCAGAGGUGAUUUUCAAAACACCUUGGUUGUUUCAGUUACCACCACAGUCUGCUCCCAGCCUCCCAGAUCUGCAGGUGUUUCCUCUCCAGCGAGCACUAGCAAGAGCGCUGAGUCAACAGGUGCAAACACGGUGGUGGCACCAUCUGCACCUGGAGUCGGGAAGACCACCACUCCUGUAAGCACCCUUUCCACAAAAUCUUUGGACAGUGGUUGGACUCGUUCUUGUUCUUUGCCUUCCUCCAGUGUUAGCGCUUCAGAUUUGAAAAACAUUAAUAGCCUUACCCGGAUUUCUUCAGCUGGAAAUACACAGACAACGUGGACUACUUUGCAACUUGCGGGAAACACUAUUCAGCCCUUAACCCAGACGCCAUCUUCCUCUGUGACACCAGUAUUAAGUGAAUCUGGUACUAGCCCCCAAACAACCAACCAUAGUAGACAAGUGGCUCCAGGCAUCCACCUGAAUAACCCCUUUCCAGCAGAUGGGCAGCCAGUUGAGCAAGUAGUUGUAACCUUGCCUUCUUGUCCAUCUUUACCUAUGCAGCCCUUAAUUGCCCAGCCACAAGUUAAAUCCCAACCUCCGAAAAAUAUCCUUCCACUGAAUUCAGCAAUGCAGGUGAUUCAGAUGGCUCAGCCAGUUGGGUCAGCUGUCAAUGCAGCUCCAGCUAAUCAAAAUGUUAUCAUUCUCCAGCCACCCAGCACCACCCCAUGCCCGACAGUGAUGAGAGCAGAGGUUCCCAACCAAACAGUAAGCCAACAGAUAGUAAUCAUACAGGCAGCUAAUCAGAAUCCUUUGCCACUCCUCUCCGCGCCUCCCCCUGGUUCUGUUCGACUCCCUGUCAAUGGAGCCAGUGCCAUCAUAGGGUCUAAUAAUCCAGUGCAAAAUGUUUCAGCGCCACAAACGUUUGGAGGAAAGCAUCUUGUCCACAUAUUACCAAGACCUUCAUCUUUAUCAACCUCUAAUUCAACCCAGACUUUUUCCGUCACCAUGUCAAAUCAACAGCAGCCUCAAACCAUUUCCUUAAAUGGACAGCUCUUUGCUUUGCAGCCCAGGAACUACAAAUCAAACCCCUAUGCAAAUUAUUCAGCCUACCACCAGCGAAGAUCCGAACACCAAUGUUGCCCUGAACACGUUUGGUGCUUUGGCCAGCCUCAAUCAAAGCAUAUCACAGAUGGCUGGGCAAAGCUGUGUACAACUGUCUAUUAGCCAGCCUGCCAAUUCUCAGACUGCCACCAGCAGUCAAGUCACCUCAGCCAGCUGUGUUUCAUUAACAACUGUAGCCCCUCCCAUGACAACAGAUAAUUCCACCACACUACCCAGUACUUAUAAUCUAGUGACUGCUCCCUCAGUGAACACCGUUGCUUGUAUGCCACCUAACGUGAAGUCAAAAAGGCUAAGUAAGAAGCCAGGUGCCAAGAGACACUUAGCAACUAACAAGUCAGCAUGUCCUCUGAAUGCAGUGAGAGAUGCGGGCAGGUUAGACUGCCCCAGCACAGAAGGCUCAGCAGAGUCAUCGUGUACCAAUGGGCUACUGGAAGGUCUCCCUGCUGCACUACCAUCUGUCACUGUGUCCCAGGCAAAUAAUGUAAGUGUUUCUGCUGCACAUCCUUUGGACGUGUUACAUCCCGAAUCAGUAAUACCUGAGUCUGUAUCCAAAUCUAAGCCAGCAGAAGAGUCCAGCUCACCCUCUCAAGAAUCCGUACCAAGUGAACAUUUUGCAGUGGUCCCAGCAAAAUCCAAAGAUUCUACCCCCAUUUUGCAACGAGAGACAUCUCAGGAUAAAUCACCCGCUAGUUCGGCAUUGAUGGAUUCAGCCCAACCCGGCAUGUCCACCAGUGUGUUGGUUCCACUUCCAGAAGAUACCCACCUUUUGGGUUCUCAGGUUUCUGGUUUGUCCUCCACCACAAGCACUACAAGUACCGACUGUGUUUCUGAGGUAGAACUCAUAGCUGAACCUUGCAGGGUUGAGCAGGAUGCAUCAGAUACGAUGCAAACUACAGGUCUCCUAAAGGGGCAAGGUUUAACUACAUUGCUAUCUGAUCUUGGUACAGAAAAAGACCCUCAGAAAUCAUCUCUUUCAGUUCCAAUGGAUCAUCCUGACUUUUCUUCAGAAAAUUCUAAAAUAGUUGAUUCAAGUGUCGAUUUGCAUCCCAAACAGGCACUAUUACUGGUGAACAGCGAUGAUCGAGAGCCGCCCCAGCAUCACUCCUGCCUUGCUGAUCAGGAGGCUAUUAAUGUGUCUUUGCUUGCUGGUAGGCAGGCUGACUCUCCCAUGUCAACCAGCUCUGGCAGUAGUCGGAGUUUCUCAGUUGCAUCCAUGCUUCCUGAAACAACUAGAGAGGAUGUAACCAGCAACACAGCAACUAAUACAUGUGACAGCUGUACCUUUGGAGAGCAAACUGACAUAGUAGCUCUUGCAGCUAGAGCUAUUUUUGACCAGGAGAACCUUGAAAAGGGAAGGGUUAGCAUCCAGGCUGAUACAAGGGAAGUUACUUCAAAACCUUCUGAAGCAUCCUCUGUAGAGGGAGACCAGCCUUUCAAAUCACAGCUACCUAAAGAGAAUGGCACAGGACAGGCAGAAGCCACAGAGAGUGAAUUUAAUGGCCAGAAUUCAAUUGAAGCAACUGUGGAUAGGCCCCUUGAAAAACCAAGUUGUUCUCUGGGAAUUAAAACAUCAAAUGCCUCUUUACAGGCUUCAACCUCUCAGCCACCAAGCAUCACCAGUUUAAGUGUGAAUAAUCUUAUCCAUCAGAGCAGCAUCAGUCACCCUCUGGCCAGCUGUACAGGUUUAGCCCAAGCUUCAGAACAAACAGCUGUUCCUACAACGGUUAAUCUGACUGCUUCAUCUAGCUCCUAUGGCAGUCAACCUCCUGGGCCCUCUCUGAUGACAGAAUAUCCCCAAGAACAGUUAACUACUAUGACUAGCACCAUACCAAACUCACAGAUACAAGAACCACUCUUAAAGCCAAGUCACGAAGGCCGUAAAGAUUCUACUAAGCGUGCUGUUCAAGAUGACCUCUUACUGUCUUCAGCUAAACGUCAAAAGCAUUGUCAGCCAGCCCCCCUGAGACUUGAAAAUAUACCCCUGAUGAGCCGAACCCCAGACACCAUUUCUGACCAAACUCAAAUGAUGGUUAGUCAGAUCCCUCCGAAUUCUUCAAAUUCAGUUGUGCCUGUUAGCAAUCCAGCGCAUGGAGAUGGCCUAACACGAUUAUUUCCACCUAAUAACAACUUCGUGGCCCCUACGUUGAGGCAGACUGAAGUUCAGUGUAGUUCCCAGCCUGCGGUGGCUGAGCAGCAGCAAACCCAGGCAAGUCAACACCUACAGGCCUUGCAACAGCAUGUUCCGGCUCAAGGAGUCUCUCACCUUCAUAGUAACCACCUCUACAUAAAGCAGCAGCAGCAGCAGCAACCGCAGCAGCAGGCGCAGCAGCAGCAGCUGCAGCAAGCGGGGCAGUUGAGAGAGAGGCACCAUUUAUAUCAACUGCAGCAUCAUGUACCUCAUGCAGAGAGCUCUGUCCACUCUCAACCCCAUAGUGUCCACCAACAGAGAACUCUACAACAGGAAGUUCAGCUGCAGAAGAAGAGGAAUCUUGUUCAGGGCACUCAGGCCUCUCAGCUUUCCUCCCUACAGCCAAAGCACCAUGGAACUGACCAAUCCCGACCCAAAAGUGGUCAGCCACAUCCUCACCAUCAACAGAUGCAGCAACAGAUGCAGCAACACUUUGGAAGUUCCCAGCCAGAAAAGAGCUGUGAAAAUCCUCCAACUAGCCGAAACCACCAUAAUCAUCCCCAGAACCAUCUCAAUCAAGAUAUUAUGCACCAACAGCAGGAUGUUGGAAGCAGACAGCAAGGUUCAGGGGUUUCUUCUGAACAUGUGUCUGGGCAUAAUCCAAUGCAGAGACUUUUGACAUCAAGAGGCUUAGAGCAGCAAAUGGUGUCUCAGCCAAGUAUUGUGACUAGACCUUCAGACAUGACCUGCACACCACACAGGCCAGAAAGAAAUAGAGUUUCAAGUUAUUCUGCUGAGGCACUCAUUGGAAAGACGUCUUCUAAUUCAGAGCAGCAGAGGAUGGGGAUAUCGAUUCAGGGUUCCAGAGUUUCAGAUCAGCUUGAAAUGAGAAGCUAUCUUGAUGUUCCCAGAAAUAAGAGUUUGGCUAUUCAUAAUAUGCAGGGUCGUGUGGACCAUACUGUUGCCUCAGAUAUCCGCCUUUCUGAUUGUCAGACAUUUAAACCAAGUGGGGCUAGUCAACCCCAGAGUAACUUUGAAGUACAGUCUUCAAGAAAUAAUGAAAUAGGUAACUCCGUUUCAUCAUUGAGGAGUAUGCAGUCCCAGGCUUUCAGGAUUAGUCAGAAUACUGGUCCACCACCAAUCGAACGUCAAAAGAGAUUACCUUAUCCCCCAGUCCAGAGCAUCCCCACAGGAAAUGCUGUCCCACCACGAGACAGCGAAAGUGCGUGUCACCAGAGUUUCAUGCAGAGCUUGCUUGCCCCUCACCUUGGCGAUCAGGUCAUUGGGAGUCAGAGAUCACUUUCAGAACAUCAGAGGAAUGCACAGUGUGGUCCAUCCUCUGCUAUUGAAUACAAUUGUCCUCCAGCUCAUGAAAGUGUCCAUAUUAGGAGAGAAAGUGAGAGUCAGAAUAGGGAAAGUUGUGACAUGUCUUUAGGUGCAAUUAACACUAGGAACAGCACCUUGAAUAUUCCUUUUUCAAGUUCUUCUUCCUCUGGAGAUAUUCAAGGUCGAAACACAAGUCCCAAUGUCUCUGUACAGAAGUCCAAUCCCAUGAGGAUUACAGACAGCCAUGGGACAAAGGGCCACAUGAACCCUCCAGUCACAACCAACAUGCAUGGUGUUGCAAGGCCAGCUUUGCCACACCCUUCUGUGUCUCAUGGGAAUGCAGAUCAAGGGGCCCCAGUACGUCAAGCCAGUUCUUCAGUUCCUCAGCGAUCAAGGCAUCCCCUACAGGACAGCGGUGGUUCCAAAAUUCGUCAACCCGAAAGGAAUCGUUCUGGAAACCAAAGACAUAGUAAUGUCUUUGACCCGAGUCUUCCCCACCUUCCCCUCUCUACUAGUGGCAGUAUGAUUCUUGGACGUCAACAGCCCACCACAGAGAAGAGAGGAAGUAUCGUUCGUUUCAUGCCUGAUAGCCCACAAGUACCUAAUGAUAAUUCAGGUCCUGACCAGCAUACUCUAUCACAAAAUUUUGGUUUUCCUUUUAUUCCCGAGGGUGGCAUGAAUCCACCAAUAAAUGCUAACACUUCUUUCAUUCCACAGGUUACUCAGCCUAGUGCCACUCGAACUCCUGCCCUCAUCCCAGUAGAUCCCCAAAAUACCCUACCUUCCUUCUAUCCUCCCUACUCUCCUGCCCAUCCUACACUGUCCAAUGAUAUUUCAAUCCCCUAUUUUUCUAAUCAGAUGUUCUCAAAUCCUAGCACAGAGAAGGUAAACAGUGGAAGUUUGAAUAACCGAUUUGGAUCAAUUUUGUCUCCUCCCAGACCUGUUGGUUUUGCUCAGCCAAGUUUUCCUCUUCUCCCUGAUAUGCCACCAAUGCACAUGACCAACUCUCACUUGUCCAAUUUUAACAUGACCUCUUUGUUUCCAGAAAUAGCGACAGCUCUUCCCUUUUUUCCCGAUGGCUCAGCAAUGUCACCUUUGCUCACAAUAGCAAACUCCUCUGCCUCUGACUCUUCCAAGCAGUCCUCAAACAGACCUGCCCAUAACAUAAGCCAUAUUCUAGGUCAUGAUUGCAGUUCAGCUGUCUAAAUAAUGAUAAACUAAAUGUGAAGGUAAUGGGUGAGACAUCCAUGUACAUUAACGGAACGAUCGUGUGUGUGUGUGUGUGUGUGUGUGUGCACGUGUGCGUGUGUGGGAGGGGCCUUUAUAUAAUCAGUUUUUAGUUAUCUUCUGAAUGUAGGGGAGCCAUAUCAGAGAUGAUGCAGAUUCUGAAUUGUCAAAAACAAAUGAUAUUUGAUGUUUAAGUGCAUGGUGUGCUUUUUUAUUUCCUAAGCAGAUUUCCCUUUUCAGAUUUAGUUUGUAAUCUUGUAUUCCCUCAGUACGAAUCAACUAGAAAUUGGAAUGAUUAUCUCAGCAUGUGCUGGGUAGUUGAAAGAAACCUAGAUUUUCAACUUGAUUGUUGAUAAUUUGUAAAAUAGGUAGAGAUAGUUGAGUUGCUAUCCAAAAGAAUAGGCAGUUUGAUAACACAGUAGGUCCUAACAAAAUACCGGUUAAUGUCAACAUCUAGAACAGUUUUUUUACUCGUGGAAGAUGUUGAAUUGUGUUGGAUUGAAUGCCCAUGGUUAAAAUCAAUCAGUUAGUAAAUAAAUGAAUAGUUUAAUCAGCCUUUACUCUGAAGGUUUAGUUUAGGUAGAGGGUUUUUUUCUUAAUUAUCACAAUUCAUAAAUUACUGGAAUUUCAUGUUCUCGUUCUUCAAGUUAGAGAGCUCUGUUGUCCUUUAAUGUGCCAAGAUCCUUUAAAGCAAAGGUCUUCCUUAGACAGUUAGCCUUAAAAAUAGAAAUCUAAAAAAUAAAUUACAUAAAUGUUCUUCAUUUUGUUCUUGCAUUUUGCGUCAGGCUGUAAGGAUAAAAGCAGUUAUGUCGUGGAGUGUUUCGUGGGUUCAGUUAACAAUUGGUGUUCUUUCAGUUGCAUAUUGAUUUAGUAUUCUCUCUUUGUUCUAUUCAUUAGAUCAUGAAAUAAAUUAUUUUUCACACAUUUCAAUAUUAGGACCAAUCAGUAAAUAGUAUGUUUGGAAUCUACACCUUCAUUUGAGCCUUACUUUUAAAAUAUUUCUGAACAGUUUUAAGCUCUGUCAGUAUUUUCAUUUAUUGAUAUUUAUAUUUUAAAUAUGGUAUUAUAUAUUGAAUUAUCCUUUAUAACAAUUAUAAUCAGAGGAUGAAUUUGUUCCUUAUUUUUCUUGAUGGUAAAUGUGAAAUGGUGCUUAAAAUAUAUUGUCUUUAUAUAUGUCCGUGUGUGAGCGAGUGUGUGUACACAGGCAGAUUUUAAACUACAUGCUGGCCCUUUAAAAUAGGCCGGCUGGGCCAGGCAGUGACAGUGGUUAAGGUGGCUAGACCCCACGUGGUUAAGUGCACGAUUUGAGUCCCGGACCUGGUGACAUGUGCAUGGAUGCCCACAAUCCUUAAAGGAGAAAUGAAAUGGAGAAGAGAUUGUGGGGUGACCAUCCCCCAUGGGGAAUGUGCUUUCUCACUCAUAGUACCCCGGAAGUCCCCCACCUCAAACCCUUGCCCCCGCCUCUCUUCAGCAAACUCAUGCACAUGCUGGCAAAAAAAAAAAAAAAAAAAAAAAGUCUGCCAUCCGUAAAUGGGAAAUUGAGGCCUGAGACCUGCUAACGCACAUAAAAACUUGAUGUAGAUAAGGAUUUUAAAAGCUCCACUGGAGUUCAUAAUAAAAUUUAAAACACAUACUGAGAACACUAAGGAAACAACUGUGUAUACUCAUUUUCUCAAACCCACCAAGCCCAUUAUUUUUUGUUGUAUUCACCAAAAGUGGGAGGGGUGGAAAAGAUGUGUGAAUAUUGCUCUAUCCGCUCUGCUAACAAGGUGCUCAAGGAUCAGCACUUAUGUUUUCUGCCUUCUAAGGCUUGGGCAGAGCAGUUCACUCCAGUGAAUACCUCAUGUAAAGACUCCCCAAAAGG